Molecule: messenger RNA, 1447 nt
Organism: Annulohypoxylon maeteangense
Lineage: Eukaryota; Fungi; Ascomycota; Sordariomycetes; Xylariales; Hypoxylaceae
Exons: 1
Coding region: 71-1378 (435 amino acids)
Cellular component (GO): U5 snRNP
Molecular function (GO): protein binding
Source: RefSeq, a predicted model, not a curated record
UUUCAUUUCAUUCAUUCCACAACACAUAAUUCGCGAAUGAUUCACAGAUAGCUUCAUCGUCGCACCCACAAUGUCCUCCAGAUUCAGCGCCGCGCGCCCGAAACGCGCCGGCGAGAACUACGCGCGAGCGCAUCAUGCAGAACCAAACUCCAAGAAAGUCAAGUUCGACGUUAGGAAUCCGUCCGCUCUCGCCCCCGACGCCGAGGAUGAGGACGACGAAGACGACGCAUACCUGCAGGCAGACGCCGAUGUCAUUCGUGGAAGCGCUGCGACUAAACGUAGAGCUGUGAAUAUCGACGGUUACGAUUCAGAUUCCGACCGAGAGGAUCUAGGCACUUUACAUGCGUCGAAAUCCAAAGCGAAGAAAGAAGACGAAGAUAUGGAUGAUAUGUUUGCGGCCGAGGAAGAUGAAGACGAGAAAGAUGAUACGGUGGACGAGACUACCGGGAAGAAAAGCAAGGAGGUCAAAUUCGUGGAUACUGUCGAUAUCGAUGGCCAAGAAGCAGAGUCAAAAUCCGGAGGACAAGUACGUCUCGAUGACGAGUCGUCCGAGGAUGAUGACGAAGAGACGGUAGAGCUUGCCAUACAAGAAGAAGGGAUCGACACAGAAGUCGGUGCCGGAGGAUUGAAGAAGCACGCCCCAAAAGUCGAAGCUUUCAAUCUACGAGCCGAGAACGAAGAGGGACGAUUCGACGAGGCCGGGAACUUCGUGCGCAAAGCCAUAGACCCCGACGCCAUCCACGACCGAUGGCUAGAAGGCGUCAGCAAAAAGGAGAUGAAGAAAGCAGCAGAAGCGCACGAACGGCGCGAAGCCGAGCAACGACAAAAGCGCAAAGAGGAUGACAGCGCCCUAACUUCCGACCUGCUCAAAUCCCUAAUCCUACAACUCGAGCGUGGUGAGACGGCGUUAGAAGCGCUAGCAAGGCUGGGUCGAAGUCAGACGAAAACGAAGAAAGUUCCCAAGUGGAAGCAGAAGAAGCAAAAGCCAGACUCGAUGGACGUGGACGGCGAGAAAGCGCCAGAAGAUCCGGAGCAAACACGCAUUAAGGACGCCAUCAGCGCCAUCACCGACGCCGCGGAUAAACUACUCGGGAGGGAUCGGCCGGAUAUCUACGAUAGGGAAAGAGAGCUUCUAGUCCGGGAAUACACGCGCGAGGCGGACGAGCCAUGGGUAGAGCCGAAAGCGAAAUCUGAGGAGGUACCAGCAAAUAAGAUGUGGGAAUUCCGGUGGACGGACGGUAGGGAUAACGCAGAUAAACAAGGGCCGUUUGAUGGACCGACCAUGAAGGCAUGGCAGGACGCUGGCUAUUUUGGAGAGGGUGUCGAGUUUAAAGAAGCUGGCGAUAGUAGUUGGAGUCGUAUUGCCGACUUUGCGUGAUUGUGAGGUUCCGUAAGACCGUAAAAGGGUGAUAUCACCAGCAUAUAAUAGCUACACUUUUAAUACGAU